Chiroxiphia lanceolata (lance-tailed manakin) is the source of this 9487-nucleotide messenger RNA. RefSeq names its product regulator of G protein signaling 12 (gene RGS12). The transcript has 18 exons. Lineage: Eukaryota; Metazoa; Chordata; Aves; Passeriformes; Pipridae. Bases 172 to 4686 code for a protein of 1504 amino acids. Gene Ontology annotation, biological process: signal transduction. Gene Ontology annotation, molecular function: GTPase activator activity; protein binding. The record is from RefSeq and is a predicted model, not a curated record.
CAGGCCGAGCCCGGUGCCGUCUCCCCGGUGACCGGCGCAGCCGCUGCCUUGGCGGAGCAGCCACAGCCCCGGGGGACGGAGGACUUCAUCAGGCGAAGGAGUGAUGCUCUUGAAACAUGACAAAAAUCUGGACUGAAUAAAAGUUUUCCUAUUGCAGGAAUAAAAUCCAAAAUGUAUAGGCCAGGGGAAACAGUCAAACGUCGACUCAACAUGCAUGCUCCUCCACGGAUAAGAAGUGUGGAAGUUGCUAGAGGAAGAGCAGGUUAUGGGUUUACCCUUUCUGGACAAGCUCCUUGUGUUCUUAGUUGUGUGAUGAAAGGAAGCCCUGCAGAUUAUGUUGGACUUAAAGCAGGAGAUCAGAUAUAUGCAGUUAAUGAAAUCAACGUGAAAAAAGCCUCUCAUGAAGAUGUAGUGAAACUUAUAGGAAAAUGUUCUGGAGUCCUGCACAUGGUCAUUGCUGAAGGGAUUAGUCAUCUAGAUUCAUGUUCGAGUGAUGAAGAAGUUGGUUUUUAUGAUGGGAAGGGGUGGCUGAAACCCAAACCUGACUCUAAGGCUCUGGGUAUAAACAGAGCAGAGAAAGUUGUUGAAGAAAUGCAGUCUGGUGGCAUCUUCAACAUGAUCUUUGAGAAUCCUGCUCUUUGUGCUGGUAACUCAGAUAAUUCUGCACCAAAACAAAGAUCAUUUUCAGUUUCUGCUGCUAUGAAAUUUGAAACUGGCAAUGAAAGUGUGAGCAAUCCAAACCUACUGUCAAAGGAAGAAAUAGCCAAAGUCCUGAGUGAUGAUUCGGUUUUUAGACUUGGACUGGAGGGCGCAGAAGACUUUGGAUUAGAUGCAAGCAUUUUAAAUGUUGCCAUGAUCGUAGGUUACCUGGGCUCAAUCGAACUUCCUUCAACGACCUCGAAUUUGGAAAGUGACAGUUUGCAGGCUAUUCGUGGAUGCAUGAGACGUCUGCGGGCAGAACAGAAAAUCCAUUCCCUGGUGAUGAUGAAGAUAAUGCAUGACUGUAUUCAGCUCUGCAGUGACAAAUCAGGUGUCGUGGCAGAAUAUCCUGCAGAGAAACUGGCAUUCAGCGCUGUUUGCCCAGAUGAUAGAAGAUUCUUUGGACUAGUUACAAUGCAGACAAAUGAUGAUGCAAGCUUGGCUCAAGAAGAUGAAGGGGUUCUGAGGACAUCUUGCCAUGUUUUUAUGGUGGAUCCUGAAUUAUUUCAUCAUAAAAUUCACCAGGGUAUAGCAAGACGUUUUGGACUGGAAUGUACAGCGGAUCCAGAUACAAAUGGCUGUCUAGAGUUUCCAACAUCAUCUCUACCUGUUCUGCAGUUUAUUUCUGUCCUGUACAGGGAUAUGGGGGAACUGAUUGAGGGAAUGCGUGCAAGGGCUUUUCUUGAUGGUGAUGCAGAUGCUCAUCAAAAUAAUAGUACAAGCAGCAACAGUGAUAGUGGAAUUGGAAAUUUCAACCAGGAAGAAAAGAAUAAUAGAGUUCUGGUGGUUGAUUUAGGGACCAACCCGAGUAAACACAUUCCUAACAGCCUAUGGGAAAAUCCAGUAGGAAGGGGACAAAAUCAGCCUGCUUCCCACUGGAAUGGCUUCUGUCACGAGCAAGAGGGAAGCAUCCCUUUAGAAGUAAUACAGAAUGAUAAGACCCAGAACGUAAGCAAACACUUAAGUCCUUCUGCUCGUAUUGAAGUGCCGUUGGUUUCCUCCCGAAAUUCAGUACCCCCAUCAAAGAAAAAUGCUGCAGGCACGGGCAAUCAAAGGUGGUUGCCUGUGCAUGUGUUACAAGAAUGGCAGCAUGGAAAUGCCAGCGACCAGGAGUCGUACACGGAUUCUACGGACGGCUGGUCAAGUGUUAACUGUGGAACCCUUCCCCCACCAAUGAGUAAGAUUCCAGCUGACAGAUACAGAGUCGAUGGCAACUUUGGUCAGCCUCAGCUAAAAUCUCACAAAAAUGAAUGGUCUAAGAAGAUGUUUUGCAUUCAGAACAAAUUUGGCGCUCCCCACAGUAUUAGGAAGUCUAAAGAGGAUAAAAAGGCUGCAAAAUUUGGACAUUCAAUGGGAUUAAAUCAGGCUCCUCCCCCACGUUCUUCUGCUCGAAGAUCAUUUGGAAGAUCCAAGCGAUUUAGUAUUACUCGCUCUCUGGAUGACCUUGAGUCAGCAACUGUUUCUGAUGGAGAGCUGAAUAGCACUGAUUUAAAAGACUGCAUCAGUGAGAACAGCCUCAGUAGCAAUGCCAGUCUUCCCAGUGUACAGAGCUGUCGAAGACUUCGAGAAAGAAGAGUUGCAAGUUGGGCUGUUUCAUUUGAGCGUCUUCUUCAGGAUCCUAUUGGUGUUAAAUAUUUUUCGGAAUUUCUCCGGAAAGAAUUUAGUGAAGAAAAUAUUUUAUUUUGGCAGGCCUGUGAAUAUUUUAACCAUGUACCUGCACAUGAUAAAAAAGAGCUUUCUUACAGAGCUCGGGAGAUCUUCAGUAAGUUCUUGUGUAGCAAAGCUACAACCCCAGUUAAUAUUGAUAGCCAGGCACAGUUGGCAGAUGAUAUUCUCAAUUCUCCACAUCCGGAUAUGUUCAAGGAACAGCAGCUUCAGAUAUUUAACUUGAUGAAGUUUGAUAGCUAUACUCGCUUUCUCAAAUCCCCCCUUUACCAAGAAUGCAUCUUAGCAGAAGUAGAAGGACGUACUCUUCCUGAUCCUCAGCGUGUUCCCAGCAGCCCCACUUCUAAACACAGUGUCAGUUCAGAGAAGUCCAAUAUCUCGACACCAAAAAAGCUAAGCGGUAAAUCAAAGUCAGGAAGAUCUUUAAAUGAAGAGUCGGGAGAGGAGGACACUGAAAAGAAAAAACGGGGAACGUUCUUCUCGUGGUCAAGAAGUAAAAGUUUGGGAAAAUCACAGAAGAGAAGAGAAAAUGGUGAUUAUCCAAACGAUUCUUUUCAGUCCAAUGGAUUGUCAUACAGACGGGAAUCACAAGGCUCCAUGUCAUCAACUGCUAGUCUUGACUUGUCUGAAACCUCAAGAUUGCCUGCUUUUGUACCAGAUAAAGAGAAAUCCCCCAAAUACUGCUGUGUAAACCUUCCGGAUGGUUCAUCCAGCAAAAUGGCUGUUAAAUCUGGAUUCUCCAUCAAAGAGGUGCUAUCUGGGCUCUGUGAGAAGCAUGGCAUUAACAUAGCUGCAGUGGACCUUUUUUUAGUUGGAGGUGAUAAGCCACUGGUAUUGCACCAAGACAGUAGUAUCCUGGAGUCUCGGGACCUACGUUUAGAAAAACGCACUUUAUUUCGGCUGGAUCUUGUUCCGAUCAAUCGGUCAGUUGGUUUGAAGGCUAAACCCACCAAACCAGUAACAGAGGUCUUAAGGCCUGUGGUUGCAAAAUAUGGUUUAAAUCUUAAUGAACUUGUGGCAAGACUAAAUGGUGAGCAGGAACCACUUGAUCUUGGUGUCCCUAUAUCUAAUCUGGAUGGUCAGAGGGUUGUUCUAGAAGAAAAAGAACCAACAAAAGGUAGAGAGAAACAAAAAGGUACAUUGGUAAAACAGACUGCAGUUGUAUCUACUUCAAGAAGUCAAGCAUCUACUGGAGAGGGAAGAACUCUAGGAAAAUCUAAUUCUAUCAAAAUGAAAGGCGAAAAUGGAAAAAAUGCUAGGGAAGUCCGGCUGUCAAAGAGAGAAGACUCUAUUGCAAAGAUUGGAAAAAAAAAAUGUCAGAAAAUUAAUUUGGAUGAAGCAGAGGAAUUUUUUGAACUCAUAUCCAAAGCACAAAGUAACAGAGCAGAUGACCAACGUGGACUGCUAAGGAAAGAAGACCUUAUUCUUCCUGACUUUCUUCGUUUACCACCCACUGGACCAGAACCAUCUUCAUCUACUCCCGCAGGUCCUAAAGGCUUCAACAAGCGAGUUUCAAAAAAUGAUGGCAAUGAUGGGUGUACAUCACCAACUGGAAAACAGGAGUCCAUACAAAACUUUAAUGAAAAUUCAGUUAAGAAAAUGGGUUACUCAGAAAAUAAACACAAAUCUGCCUUGGCAGCUCUCCACAGUCAGAAGACUUUCAGUGUUCCUUUUAGUCCUCCAUUGUCUCCCAUUCCGCAUGCACAGGAAAACAAUGCAACAGUGUGGAAAAGGCAGUCAAGAGAAUUACAAGCUGAAGGCAUACAGAUGGUAGAUGAUGACAAUGUGGCAGACUUGACUCUUGUGGCUGAAGGAGAUAUUAGUAGCCCUAACAGCACUUUGCUACCACCGCCACCACCGACACCACCGUCAGACAUCAGUAAACUCACAGAAGCCAACUAUCCACCCCCAACUCCUUUUACAGGUAAUCAGGAAAAAUCUGGAUAUCAAAGAUCCAAUUCAGGUGCAAACCACAGAAAGAAAAAAGAUUCACAAGGAACUUCAGGAAACUCUUGUGAGCAGACCUCUCACAAAGCAAAGACCAACAGAAGCUUUAAUCCUCCUGGUGCAAGAGGGAAUCCUGGAACAGAGCUCCCUGUAAACAGGAUAAUCGAUGUGGAUGGAGUCAAACUGGAAGACUCUGGCACACGGUCCUGCGAUGAUUCUGAAGGGAACCUCAGCUUUGAAGGUUACGUCUCUGAACUGAGAUCUUGCCAAGGGAGGAUGAGAACUGGAGUUUACAGGACAUCAGACCUUCCAUCUCUGAUUGCUGUCAAGAGCGAAAAGAAUAAGACCACUGAGUAUAAGGCUACUUUUGUUUAAAUCUCUGUUUUUAAUUAAAUAUUCUGGUAUUUUUGCUUGGCAUCAGCAGCAAUGGAGAUAUGCCUUAGAGAGAUGUUUCUGCAAGUUAUAGGUGGUUUUCAAUGCCCAGUUGCCUUCAAGGAGCCUGCCAUACCAUCACUUCUGAUCUGAGUUAGAAGCCCUAGAAUGAAAAGAUAGUAUUCCAGUGAAAGUAUUGAGCUUUGUACUUUUACCAUUUCUAUAUCAUUUUCCCUGGGAUAAUUCCAUUGCACAGUGCAAUUAAAAUUUCUAUUUCUACCCCUACCCUUCUUGUCUUUAUUCAAGACAAACUUACUUUAAAUUCCCCCAGCCAAAACUUUUAAGAUAAUUUCAGUUUAAUCUUCUAAUAUUUUUCUCUUGUCUGCAGGAUUCCCUGUGUUUUAGUAGAUUUUUGAAGUGUAAGUAAAAUCAGUUACUGAUGUAAAGAGAUUAGGAUUAUUUUCUUAAUAUCUUCCUGUCUGUCUCAUAACGUUUGGGAAGAGGUCCAAGUGGAAUUCAGUCCAUUGCCUGGAUAUAUGCAAUAAAACCAUUGUAAUACAAGCAGUAAGAGGCAAAUCCCCCCCCCCCCCCCCCAAACUGUGAAUUUCCUGUGCUGGGAAUAAUAGCUGCUUUUGUAGCCAACACUGGUGAUAUUUCCAUACCAAAAAUGUAUAUCUAAUUACGUAGUGGUGUGAGGGUUGUCAGGUCCCUCCUCAUCACUGCUCUCAGUGUCUUUUAACUUUGGGGUAAGGCACUUUUGUUGCUGCUCUUUCAAUAAGUGGUUCAGUGCCUCUCUUUCUUCUUGUCAUUCGUUUUAUUUCAGUUAAUUUUCUAGUCUCGGGUGGAGAGCUGAGAAAGAAAAGACACUUAAGACUGCUGAACAUGUUCUUUUUUGCCACCUUGUCUUUUUCCUCCUUUGCCAUUUCUUCAGAAGAGGUUUUGAGCCUGGACAUGCAAAAGGGUACACAAAGAAAUAAGAUUGGUGGACAGCUGCUCAUCAUAUUGAGUGGAUAUAGUGAGACUUCUGGUGGUUCACUGCUUUGCAAUUAUUGUGAGACUUAAGAAGUCAUGCUGAUAGCUCCUGAACUGCAGAUCCACACAGGCACUAUGUCUAAAGCAUCACAGCAAUUAUUGAUAAACUUCUCUUUCUUUGCUCCUAAAGCAUACCAAGAAUCAUGAAUUUUCUGAAUAGCUGAGGGUACUGGACACUGUCACUCAGUUUCUUAAACUCAAAUCUGUAAGGUGAGAAAGAGGAUAUGUAAGAUUUUGUAAUCGUAAAGUAAGAUUCCUAAAGCUUAGGCUUAAUGCUUAAGCAUUACAUCAAAUAUUCCAGUGAUAUAAAGGGAUACAACACCCAUUAGCUUUAAUACUUUAAUUCUUUUCUGCUGUAAUUGAUUUUGCUUUCAAUAUUGAGGAAAACCCUUGUGUGGGCCCGAAUGAGGAUAUAUCCCAUGAAAAUAGCCUUUCUUUUAAAACUUUCUUACUUUAAACUAAUUUGAGAGUCCUGAUAAAAUCAUGGUGGUGUAAUGAUACUAAAGAUUUGGGAAACACAGCAGGCAGAAUGUAGCAAACCAGUCAUAGCCCAGUGAAGCCCAAUGAUGUGAAAACAUUUAAAUAUCUAUGUAUUUUUAAAGCUAUUUUUGUUGUUGUUGGAUUUUUUGGGUAGUUUUUGGUAGCAUUUUGCUAACAAUUGCCCAUGAGAGAAUAUUUCUUUGCACAAAUAAAUGGCCACAAUUUUUUCCCAUGUCUGGAAAAUCAAUAGCUUCAUUCUAAUCAAGACUAACAUUACAGCAGUCAAACUCAAGAGAGGGCAUUUUUACCUGUGAUAUGCUUUGCACUGUUUUUGUGUCUUGAAAAAUAAAAUCCUAAUGGUAAAAACUUGAAAUUCAAAUACAGUAAUUACAGUCUUUAUUAAUCUCUGAUCAGUAUUUUAGAUGAUACAAGGUUGCUUAUCUCAUGUUGUGCAAGUGCUCUUAACUGACUGGUAGUGAGCAAUACAGAACUCUUUGACUGAAAGCUGAGGGGAGAUGCAAUAUCAGCUGAAAAACCUUGAGUACCAUGGAAAGGGUGGAUAGGGAUUGAUCACACUUUUCUAAUGCAAGGAUUAGGGGCCAUCAGAUGAAGUUAACAGAAGCCAGGUAUAAAUCAAAGAGCUCUUUCUUCAUCUUCUCCUGUUUUCUCUCCCCAGCCUGCUGUGUUUGGAAAAAAAAAGCAAAUAAAAAUGCUGUUCAUAAAUUCUGAGUGCAACAUAUUGGAUUUGACUGUAUCAAGGAUUCAAAGAGAAUUUGACAGCAUGGGAGUCAAGCUGCAUGCAAGAAAAGGAAGGAUGUGAAAGAACAGAGUUUUCUUUAACAUAGAGAAAAAUCUUGGCAUGAUGCCUGGAAAUCCUGUAAACAAAGGGACAUGGGAAAAGCCGUUUCUCCCUAGACCACACUGUCAUACCAGUUAUUGGCGGAUUGUUUAAAAGAAUGGCUUCUUAUCUAGGACUAAUGGAAAUUAAUUCCUUAGACUUAGAAAUAAUUAAUAAUGUUAGCUUUCCUAUCCAAUAUCUGGCAGAAUAUAAAAGCUAAACCUGCUGGAAUCAGGAGUUAAUAAAAAGGAAUAUGGACAGCCUGUCUCUGGCUGAUGGUUUCCAAUAUUUUACUAGGAGUGUCGUCUACUUUCUAAUUACUGUAUGACUUCAACAUUGUUAUGUGAUUUUAAAUUACCUCCUCAUACUGUGAUUUCCACUACUAAUCAAAUGUGCUUGAAAUUAAAAAUCAACCUAAUUGAAGCCCUGCUUGAUAGCUUGAUCCUUUAUCUUGCCAUCUAGUUCCUAAAGAUAAUCAGAUUUUAUGUGGCUUUAUUUCGCUUUUACUUUUCCCAGUUUUUCCCUGUUGAAACACCACUUCUGCAGAGUUACUCUUAACGUCCUUCUAAUCCCAUGGUGAUAAAUAAAGGGAAAUUCAGUUAUUCCAUCCUCUUAUGUGAAAGAGGGAGAUCCACUGACCUGUAUCAGUACUCAAACCUGAAACUGUUACAACCAGUGAUAUAAAAACCCCAACCCCAACACUUGGAAAACCCUGCAGCAUUCUAAAUCUCAUUUCACAGUUGUCUUAUAUUUCACUUGUUGUCAUGGUAUCUGAUUUUCAAUUGUGGUGGUUUCAGCCUCAUUGGCUCCACACGUCGCAGUUUUGUUGUGUUUUAGUUUUAAAGGCUUUGUGAAGAAUAGAAAAUAUACAUGUAGGUAAACUUGCAACGAGACUUCCCCAUAGGAUUACUGUAGCUGUGUGCCUUGUCAACAAAUCUGUGAUAUAACACACAUGCAAAAUAAACCACUGCUCUGUUUAGCUCUGGGGGACUGCGUGACAAGGAACAAAUGGGUUGUGAAGACACAUAAACAGGGUUUGCAGAGAGACUUUGCAAGAGCUUUACUGCUCUGUGGGAAGGAGCCAAUACCUGAGCUAUACUGUGUCCUUUCUCAUGCCCCUGGAAGUCUUCUGGGGGCUAUUUAAUGUCAUUCAAGGAUGCUGGGCCCUUCAGGCACUACUUCUCUGCCUGAAAGUUUUGGCUUCUUUGUGGCUUUGCUGUAGCAUGCAUUGCUUUAUUCUUGCUUCUUUUCUGCUGCUGGAAUUUACUGUUCUUAACAGAAAACUUCUAAAAGACAUGACUCAGCCAGUAGCCUCCUUGUCUCACUGUAGCAGAGAUAACCAGGACUUACGAGCAUAUUUUGAUUCUUUGGAAGUAGCUUGAUUUUUGCCACAAAACUGAAAUCCUUGCCAGUAGUUGUUUCUCUGUAGUGGUGCUGCUGCUCAUCCAGACCUCUCCAAUGUAGAAUCGAUAGCAAAUACUGUCAUUUAAAAUGGUCUCUCCUAAGGUAUUUGGUAGCUGGGAGACCAGGCAAGUGUGUGGUAGCGUGAUACAAACACCUGGAGGCAUCUUUUCACAGUUUCUCAAAGACUUUGAAAAGUUUCCAAAGGCUCAGUUAGGCAAAGGCCCAAUGGCAGGUCCUUAUCGAGGGGUGUGAGAAGCCAAAACCCUUGCAGGUCUGAGGCACUCUCCCUAACUCCCAACCACAGCUCACUGACUUGGGUUUAGAAACAACUAUAGUUUCUGCAUGAACAGGUGGAUUUCCAAGCUUUGUGGGAUUGUAGCAAACUUGUGUGACAACACUGUUGCUCUGUGAUAGUGUGGGUGUUCUCAGCAAAAACAAGUGACCCAUCCAAACCCUUCUCUCUGUGCUCUUGGAACAGCAUCCCAAGCUCAGCAUCACAGGGCACUGAACAACCGUGAGAUUUGUGAACCCUAAUGCAAUGCCAGUUAAAACAAGAAAGCUUUCAUUGAUCUUACUGAAAUAUUUCCUUCCUCUAGACCAACUGUCACUUUUAGCUGGUUUAGUCUUGAUUUUUUUCAGAAAAAAAAAUCUGCUGAGAAGUGCUGGAUGAUCAGGUGUCUGUAAAUCUUGCCUGCAUUACUCAAAAUGUUAGCAAAUCCAAGAUGUUGCACAUGAACCAAGAUGUUCUCUGAAUUGCUUGUGUGAAAGAUAAGAAAAUUGUUUAUACUUUUUUGUCCCAACUGAUCAUUUUGUUGUACAGCCUAAAAUGCUGAUGUACAGAACUUGAUUUGUAUUCUUGUUUUAUUUGUGAUUUUGUCUAUAAAUGUCUAUAUGAUCACUUUCUAAUAUGAAAACGCACAUUACUUUUGUUUCUCAUGCCUUUUCUCCCCAAAGUAUUAAGAAAUCAUGUACUGCACAAUAAUGUUUAUAGAAUCUUAAGUGUGUCAAACUCAUUAAAAUGUUAAUUGGAUAUGUAGUAAGUAAAUAGUU